AUGAAUCCAGCCGCACAAUUCUACACGGACUCACAACGAUGUAUUGAUGCGAUCAAAGCAGUGGUUAAUGAACAGCUUCUCAUUGUUGUUUCGAGUUCAUUUGCCACAGAAUUUCUUCAAUCGAUUCAUGAUCUCAAAGUCGUACUUGGCAUUUUCAUCUUUGACGAUCAAAAACAAUCGACCGGUCUUAGCGAGAAAUAUUCGAAAAUCAUCGAUAUCGUCUCCGAUAAAAAGACUCUUUUAACAUACCUACAUGACCAAUCACGACAAUUGGAAAGAAUUACAUUGGACUUCAGUCUGUUCAAUCAAAAACAAAAGUCAACACGAGAUCUAACAAAAGAAUCAGCUUCAUUUCUUUGGCAUCAAAUGCUAAUUUAUGUUCUCAAACAAAUGCCACACAAUGAUCGUACGAUGCAUGAAAUGCUUGAUCAAUGUGCUGAAUAUUAUCAAAAUAAUCAAACAGAAUUAGCGAAGAUUGAACAAUUUCGAACGACUUAUACGCGUGAUCAGGCUAUUAGUUGGUAUACCGACGAAUGUUUUCUUUAUAAACUUCUCAAUCAAGCCUUACGAACAGAAGAUAUUCAACUUCUCUACGCGUUUCGAUUUUUCAUUAUUGAUCUUUGUGCUGAACUCGAACGAGAAAGUGAUAAGAUAAAGAAUGAAGGUCAUCUCACUGUCUAUCGUGGACAAAUGAUGCACAAAGAAGAAUUCCAUAAAUUGCAGCACAGCAUCGGUGGAUUAAUUUCCACGAAUGGAUUUUUCUCAACGUCACGCGAUAUAAACAUUUCGUUUGGAUUUUUAACAAAAUCCAAUUCGACUACUGAAAGAGUUCUAUUCGAGAUUCAAGCCGAUCCAUCCAUACCUGGUGUCAUUUGUGCUGAUAUAUCUGCUCUGGGCUCAAUGCCUUGGGAACGAGAAGUUCUCUUUAGCCUUAAUACCGUAUUUCAGAUCGUUUCCGUGAACGCUGAUUCAACACACAAUGUUUGGAAAGUACAACUAGUCGCCAGCGAUCAAGGUGCAGAAAAAGUGAACGAUUAUGUUAAAUGGCUCCAAGUCGAAAUUGACUAUUCCAGUCCAUUGGUUUAUUUUGGUCGACUUCUCUGGAGUGAACUGGGCCAGUUGACACAGGCAGAAAGUUAUUAUAAGAUGCUUCUUGAUACAUUAUCACCUGAUCAUCCAGAUAUAGCAUUGGUCAAUCUGGAAUUCAGUCAUGUCUAUGAUGAAAAAGGUGACUAUGAUUUAGCGCUGCAAUAUUCCGAACGUGCAUUGCAUAUUCGACAACAACAGAAACCUAUUGUUCCUAUUCGUCUUGCAUCCUGCUUGAAUAGUAUGGGUGUGAUCUAUAAACAUAAGAGUGAUCUAGAUCGUGCCAUCGAUUACUAUCAACAGUCAUUAGCUAUAUACGAAAAUGAACUGUCCAGUGGCAAACAUCUACAUCAAACUAAUACAUUGUUGAAUCUAGGUGCCGUGCACAAAGACAAAGGUAAUUUCGAUACAGCACUGGACUAUUUCACUCGUGCUUAUGAAAUGUGUCGAGAGCUUUUACCUACUGAUCAUCCUCACAUUGCUGACGCUUUGUCAAGCAUUGGAAGUAUCUAUCAUCAUCGAGAGAUUUUUGAUCAGGCUCUCGGCUUUUACCAACAAGCUCUAGAUAUUCAAGAGACGAGUUGUCCCGAUGAUCAUCGGCGAAAAGCAAAUACAAUUCGAAACAUCGCUCUCAUAUAUCGCGAUAAACAAGAUUGGAACAAUGCUAUGGAGUAUUUUGAUCGUGCCUUGGCUAUGCUUCGACGUCUUUUGUCUGACAUUCCUCAUCCCAACAUUGCGAUCUGCUAUGGCGAUAUCGGUCAAGUCUACGAGAAGAUGGGCAACUGGGAUCAAGCACUCGAUAAUUACCAACGACAGUUGAAGAUGGAAGAGCAAUGUCUUUCCGUCGAUCAUCCCCAUCUUGCCCUACAUUUUGAUUGGAUUGUUAGCACGCUGAAAAAGAAAGGCAACAUCAAUGAAGCUAAAAAGUUAUGUGAAGAGAAACUGGCCAUGCUGCCAUAUCUGCUAGGAAACGAUUAUGCUAAUCAUCCGAGAUAUGCUCACACCUUGGUGUCAUUAGCAACGGUACUAGAAGACUGUGAUAUUCACAAAGCAGAUGAAUACUAUAAACAAGCGUUCGCAGUGCUCGAACGACAUUCACAUUUGGAAGCCAAUCAAGUAUGUCUAUCGGCCAUGGUAAAUUUCUUUUGGAAGAAAAAUAUGUACGAUCAAGCGUUGAUUUAUCAACUGAAAUUAGUCGAUUUACAACGUGAUACUCUAUCGUCGAACAACAAGGAAUUAGCUGUUUCGUUGUGUGGUUUAGCACGCCUCUAUCAAGCGAUGAUGAACGAUAAAGAAGCAAUUAAAUAUUUCAAUCAAAGUUUGGAAAUCUUUCGAGCUAUUUACGGGCCAGACCAUGAUCGUGUCAAAGAUGUCUCAAAUGAACUAAGUCGAUUAAAAGAUCAUGUUGCCGUCUCCGAUAGUGUAAAGAAGGAAGGAAAUAAUACCAAGCUCCAUGUUGAUCAUUACUAUUCGAUGCAGCAACCAAUGCCCGAUCGCCAGUUUAAAAGCUACCCAGCAUCGCGAUCAGCCAAAAGUGCUGCGUGUACACUUCUCUGA
Messenger RNA from Rotaria sp. Silwood2, 2643 nucleotides. NCBI's taxonomy places the organism in Eukaryota, Metazoa, Rotifera, Eurotatoria, Philodinida, Philodinidae. The record is from the annotation of a GenBank genome assembly.